UCCCAAAUCCUUGUCUCACUUGCUAGUUGCUACAAUGGCGUUCUCAUCCAGCUUUCGCCGUCUUUUUGCCGGAUCUAGUAACAGCCUCUUGUCUUCUCCAUCCUCCUACGUUCGCCACUGCUCAACUCUUACGUCUCCCAAGCUCUUCGUUAGUGGUCUUUCUAGACUCACAACAAAUGAAAAGCUUCAGGAUGCAUUUGCAUCUUUCGGGGAGCUUGUGGAUGCGAGAGUGAUCACAGACAGAGAAACAGGGAGAUCAAAGGGUUUCGGAUUUGUGACAUAUGCAACAAUAGAAGAUGCAGAGAAGGCCAAGAAAGAAAUGAAUGCAAAGUUCUUGGACGGUUGGGUGAUCUUUGUGGAUCCUGCAAAACCUAGAGAACCAAGACGGCCUCUGCAGCAGGAACCUCCUCAGUCUUAUUCUGGAUCUGGUUUCACAACCAACAAAACCAUCGGCUGGUGUAAAUGAACAAAAAACCCAACUGACUACUUAUGUAUGAAAUAAAAUCAGAUUCUUGGAGCCAUUCAUCUAUUUUGAAGACAAAGUCAUAUCCUUUGGAACCUUAACUUUUCCAAAGGAACCUUAACUUUUCCGUUUUGGAGAUA
Molecule: messenger RNA, 603 nt
Organism: Camelina sativa (false flax)
Lineage: Eukaryota; Viridiplantae; Streptophyta; Magnoliopsida; Brassicales; Brassicaceae
Product: organelle RRM domain-containing protein 2, mitochondrial-like
Molecular function (GO): RNA binding
Source: RefSeq, a predicted model, not a curated record